GAUGUGCUACACUUUUUGUUUUCGUAUCUGUUUACAUAUUGGUCAUCGUUAUGUGAUUUGGAAUCUUAGUUGAAAUUUUUUUUAUAUUUAUAUCAUUAUUCAUUGAAAACUAUAUUCAUUCAAGUUUACUCAGAAUACAGGAUGGAAGAAAUUUUCGCAUGUAUUGCUUACGAACCAUGUUUACUUGACUACUCAGAGUUCAAAAAAGUCAAAGAACCUGUGUGGAUAUUAGGUAAAGAAUACAAUAUUCAAGAUGAUGACGACGAUUUUCAAAAAAUGAAUGAAGAUAUUAGAAGUCGGAUUUGGUUUACAUAUAGAAAACAGUUUUCUCCUAUAGGAGACACAUCCUGGACAUCUGAUUCUGGAUGGGGCUGUAUGCAUCGAUGUGGGCAAAUGAUCCUUGCACAAGCCUUUGUUUUACGGUACUUGGGCAGAGAUUGGAGAUGGAAUCCAUCUGAUCCUGGUGAAAUAUAUAAAAACAUUUUAUCCAAAUUUAAUGACACACCUGAAUGUCCAUUUUCUAUUCACAAAAUUGCUAUGAUGGGCUAUUUGAUGGAAAAGAGAAUUGGACAAUGGUUUGGGCCAAAUACUAUUGUCCAGGUUUUAAAAAAACUCAUUGAAGAUGAUCCAGAAACAGACAUAAUUUUGCAUGUGUCCAUGGAUAACAUGGUUAUUAAAAGUGAUAUCAGAAAACUAUUCAGGAGGAAAAGUACGGGAAGCUAUGAUCCUGAAUCACAAAGCACUGAAAAUUCUUGUUCUUCCAUUUCUCAAUGCGACACAGGGGAGCAUUCGAAUGAACUUGUAUCUAGUGAGAAAGAAACUCCUGUUGUAUUGACUAUUCCAUUGAGAUUAGGGCUUUCAGAAAUUUUACCAUCAUUUUUUGAUAGACUGAAGGAAGUUAUUAAACUGAAGCAGUUUAUUGGAAUGAUAGGAGGCCGAACUAAUCAUGCAUCUUAUUUUAUUGGUUAUGUCGGAAAUGAAUUAAUUAAUUUAGAUCCUCAUACUACUCAGCCAUAUAGAGAAAAUGGAAUGGAUGAUCUAACAUACCACUGUGAUAACCCUAGUCGAAUGAAAUUUUCUGACUUGGAUCCCUCUACAGCUUUGUGUUUUUAUUUUGAAAAUGAUGCUGAUUUUCUAGAUUGGUGUGAAAAAGUUAGAAAGGAUGUUUUGGAACCGGAAAAAGAUGCAAUAUUCGAACUCUUAGAAAAGCGCAUUCCUAUGGUGCCUUAUGUUGACAUUGAUGAUGAAGAAGAUUUAUAUGCUCCUUUAAACCAUAAUGAACGAAUCUAUACCUCUGAUGAAGAAUUUGAACUUUUGUGAGAACAAAGAAAUUGUGACAAAAUUAGUGUGCCUUCCAAAGCUUCUAAAGUGUGGAUUUGACAAGAUUUUAUUAAAUAUUGCAUAAAAAAAUUUUCACAUACUGGCGAAAUAAGAAAUUGUAUAUACGACUUGUGCAGUAUUUGUAAAUCAUUCAUGUGUUUUAUAAUUUGUGAAAUUUUUUGUAUAUCUUAUGCUUUAAAGUUAUUGUAAAUUCAUCACUAAUUAAAAAUUAAAGUCAUUUUAUUAUUAUUUUUGUUUCAAUUUUAACUAACAAAAAUGUUUAGAAAGUUAGAUAACUUUACCUUUUAUCAAUAAAAAAUAUAUUUAUUUUUA
Messenger RNA from Argiope bruennichi, 1653 nucleotides. Its product is annotated as cysteine protease ATG4A-like. NCBI's taxonomy places the organism in Eukaryota, Metazoa, Arthropoda, Arachnida, Araneae, Araneidae. The record is from RefSeq and is a predicted model, not a curated record. The coding region runs from base 142 to 1320 and encodes 392 amino acids. Gene Ontology annotation, molecular function: protein-phosphatidylethanolamide deconjugating activity. The transcript is spliced from 13 exons.